Prorocentrum cordatum is the source of this 1044-nucleotide messenger RNA. Lineage: Eukaryota; Dinophyceae; Prorocentrales; Prorocentraceae. The record is from the annotation of a GenBank genome assembly.
AUGGGCUGGGGCGGCGUGGACAGUGAGCACCGCGGGCGCCACCUCCACCAGCUUGGAGUCGCCCCGCGAGCGGCCCGGUGGCUGCACGCGUAUAUCGAAGAACGCGGACCCUUACUGCAGCAAUGGGGGGCCAACCACACGGCUAAGGAGAUGGCCCGCACGCUUCACGAACAUUCGUGGUUCCAGGUGCCAGGCGGGGACCGCGUCGUGGCCUCUCACACGGGGGGGCGUCAAGGGUGCAAGCUCGGAUCACUCGUGUUCAACUCGGCCUACACCCCAGCACUAGACAUGCUCCGGUGGCGAUUGCGCCAGGACGGCGUGACCCUACGCAUCCCGCAGGCCCCUGGCGCUUUUUGGGAGCCUGCGCCCGCCGACGACCCGCGUGAAUGCGAGAUUGUGGACGCCAUCUUUGUUGACGACGAGGUCGUUAUCCUCCUGUCCGAGUCUCCUCGGGCUUUGGCGCGUGCUAUCAACGUCUUGCUCGAGAUCCUGAUAGGCACUUUCAGCGACUUCCACUUGGAGAUCCAUUGCAGCAAGGGCAAGACCGAGGGCCUAAUUGCUCUCCGGGGCAAGCGCUCGGUGGACGUUCGGGAGAAAUGGCGGCAAGCCGACGGCAGCCUGGCCAUUCCGGUCCCGACUUCUGGGCCCUCCCUCCACGUGUGCGAGGAGUACAAGCAUCUUGGCACGUGGGUCUCUGUGUACGGAAUGUCGUCUCGCAGUGCCGCUCACAGGGCGCAGUCUGCGAUGGCGGCGUAUGCGCCCAUCUCCCGCAAGGUAUUCGGCUCGCCGCUGAUGAACGACAAGUAUAAGGUCUCGUUCUUGCGUAGCCUCGUCCUCUCCCGCCUCACCUGCAACCUCCAUGUCUGCACCUUGCCCAUCCAGACGCUUCGCCGCUUGUCCGGGGUCUACGUGGGAGUGCUUCGGUGGACUGCAGGAGAGCCUCGUUUCUCCAAGGCCGUGGCGCUGACUGACCAGGAGGUCCGGGAGAAGCUCGCCUGCGGCAUUUUGGCAAGCUGGUCCAGAACCAGCCGGCCCCCCUCUUAG